CUAGAAUCAGGCUUUUUAUUAAUUAUUUGAAUCGCGCCUUCCGCGUUUUUAUAAGCGCUAACCUCACGUACGAACCGACCGGAGCGCUUAUCAGCACAACAUGACUGAAGCGCAGUUCUUUAAUUGUGUACGAGCUGCGCGCGAAUCACCCUAUACUCCGUGCGCGUUCACCAGCGCGUUCGAGAAGUGAGAGAAGAUUUGCGCGGCAGCGCGAGCCAUUCCUAUAGUGAAGCUGAUGGUAAAAUAUGCGAUCUAUUUGAAUUCUAUUGAGAAACUGCCACUUUAAAAUGCUAUGGAGAAAGUCAAACAUUAUCUAAAAGAAGGCACAAACUAAAAAGACUGAUGAAAAGAGGAGAAAACAUAAUCUUGCACCAGCACUAAGAUAAUAUUAAAAUAUUUUUAAACUACUCAUGACCACCUUUACUAUAAUUUAUCACGUUUUACUGUAGGCUUAUUUAUUGUGGUAAAUUUUGUCUAACUUGUAGAAUUUAUAAUAGAUAAUCUGUUAAGGGAAUAGAUAGAUUUAUAUUACAACUGUAGCAUGUUGCAGCUAUUGUUUCUAAAGGCUGUUGUUUCUCAUAACAAAUGCAAUAUAUAUUAAUAAAAAAGUAAUUAUUGGCCUGCUAAUGAUUAAUAGGCUAGACUUAUAACAAAUGCUACAGCUAAGUACUAUGGUACUUUUUCAUAAGAGCAAGUACAAGUCAGAAUCGAGAGCCAAUGGGUUCUAAUGAUGAGUGAUGAAAAAACCUGGCCUUCAGAUAUUCCAAUGAUGGCAUAGAUUAAAUCAUUAAGAGCCUGAUGAACUGUUAAAGAGUAAGAAAUAAACAAUAUCAGUAUAAGAAAAUGUUAAGUUAGAUUGACUUCCCAUGGCGUGCUGAAUUAGAACAUUCUGUCAAACUAUAGCCUAAGUGUCUAAAUGUAAAAGUGCCUAAAUAAAUAAUAUAAAAUACAUUAUAUAGGCCUAUCCUAUGUAAACAAGUAAUUGUUAACUAGCUUAUUACUUUAUAGCAGUUACGCAAUCAACCAACUUUGCAUGUGUGGUGGAUAGCAAAAAAAAGACCAUUAAAGCAAACAAACAAAUAAAUAAACCUUAAGAGGGAGCAUGAUCCGGGGUCCACUUCAAUUUUACUAUGUGUUGAUUUGCUGGCCGUAAAUGCAGGGAAUCCAUGAUAAAUCCUAAACAGUUCUAACUAAAUGCAUUGGGUGGCGCUGUGGAGCGUGUUAACAAGUUGAUAGUAUUUGAUCACAGAAAGUCGUCAUCUGCCUUGCGAAAUUUGGAUUUACUUUAAUCAAAAUUAUCUUACAAAAUAAUCUGACAAAAUGUAAUUACUUCUGAUCAAAUGAAUUAGUGAAACUGAUUUAUCAUAAUAUCAUCACCACAAUGAGAAAUUACAUGAAAUCCAAGCAUCAGUCAGCUCAGGAAAGACAGCUGUCCAUCACUGCAUUCACGACUGCAGGGUCUGCAACCAUCAAUGUUUAGAGUCAACUACACAGAGGUGGUGGAUCAGAUGUUUUCUCUCUUCCCUGAUGAAGAGCAUUACUCAGACACCGGUCCAGAUCGCUGCAGAACCUGUGCUGUGGUGGGAAACUCUGCAAACCUUCUGGGAUCCCAUUAUGGGCCUCUAAUAGAUUUCCAUGAUGUUGUGAUCAGGAUAAAUAAAGGCCCAACAAAAGGUUACGAGAAGGAUGUGGGGUCGAAGACGACUCACCGGAUUCUGUAUCCCGAAAGCGCCAUGGACUUGGACAACUCCACCCAUUUGGUGCUUUUUCCCUUUAAGAUUCGUGACAUGCAGUGGCUCAUAAGUACCUUCACCACUAGACACAUCACACGCACAUACACAGGAGUCAAAUCUUCAAUCAAAGCAGACGAGAACAAAGUGAUGGUCCUCCACCCUGCUUUCAUAAAAUACGUCUAUGAGAAAUGGCUUCUGAAACAUGGCAGAUAUCCCUCUACUGGCUUCAUUACAAUAAUAUUUGCUUUGCAUAUCUGUGAUCAGGUGAAUGUCUUUGGGUUUGGGGCUUCAAGUACUGGAACCUGGCAUCAUUACUUUGACAGAACUCGCACUCACUUUAAAGGCGGCCCUCAUGGUGGAGACUUUGAAAACAAAACAAUGCAUCAACUUCAGCAGAGAAACAAGAUUUCAAUAUAUAAAGGGUAUAGAUAAAAAAGACCAGGAACGGACAUGUUCGGUUUAAUGUGUUUUUGUUUUGUUUUGUUUUGUUUUUUGUAGCCACAACCCAUUAACUUAUGGAAAGUGAUAAUAGCCUAUAUGUUUUGGGCAGCAAUGAAGUCAUUUUGUUAAGGUCUCAACAUCUUUAUGUUGUGGCCACAUGACCGAAUGUUGACAAAACUACAUCACUUUCUUGUGGCUAAGAGUUUAAUGCGUUAAAGGGUUAGUUCACCCCAAAAUGAAAAUUCUGUCAUUAAUUACUCACCCUCA
Messenger RNA from Onychostoma macrolepis, 2441 nucleotides. Its product is annotated as CMP-N-acetylneuraminate-beta-galactosamide-alpha-2,3-sialyltransferase 2-like. NCBI's taxonomy places the organism in Eukaryota, Metazoa, Chordata, Actinopteri, Cypriniformes, Cyprinidae. The record is from RefSeq and is a predicted model, not a curated record. Gene Ontology annotation, molecular function: beta-galactoside (CMP) alpha-2,3-sialyltransferase activity. The coding region runs from base 1473 to 2165 and encodes 230 amino acids. The transcript has 6 exons.